Molecule: messenger RNA, 357 nt
Organism: Armigeres subalbatus
Lineage: Eukaryota; Metazoa; Arthropoda; Insecta; Diptera; Culicidae
Exons: 1
Coding region: 1-357 (118 amino acids)
Source: RefSeq, a predicted model, not a curated record
AUGGACAAAGGGUUUCUUUGUGAUGAAAUGAACAGUGAACCGAUGGAAGAUAUCACGAAGUACAGAAGUGCGGUCGGUGCUAUAAUGUAUAUUGCCGUGUGCGCUCGCCCUGACAUCAUGAACAGUGCUGCAAUCCUUGGUCGCAAAUUUAGUGCCCCUUCGGAAAGUGAUUGGACAGCAGCCAAACGCGUAAUCCGCUACCUCAAAGGAACGCGCGAUUGGAGGCUGAAUCUCGGUGGUGAUAGUGGAGGACUAGUGGCUUAUUCGGACAGCGACUUUGCAGGAGAUGUUGGAACAAGAAAGUCCACUACCGGCUACGUACUCUUCUACUUUGGAGGGGCAGUUUUUCUGGGCUAG